This is a messenger RNA of Heterobasidion irregulare TC 32-1, 789 nucleotides long. RefSeq lists its product as uncharacterized. Gene Ontology annotation, molecular function: structural constituent of ribosome. Gene Ontology annotation, cellular component: mitochondrial large ribosomal subunit. Gene Ontology annotation, biological process: translation. Lineage: Eukaryota; Fungi; Basidiomycota; Agaricomycetes; Russulales; Bondarzewiaceae. The transcript has a single exon. The record is from RefSeq and is a predicted model, not a curated record. The annotation marks the transcript as partial.
CGCACCUAUGUUGUCUCUAUAAAACCUCCCAAGGUUUACGACCACAAGCCAGUCCCUCGCGUCUACUCGGAGAAGAAGACAUUCCUCUAUCACCAAUACCUGCGCCUGUUUGAGAACAAUGCACACGCCCCCCUCAUCUUCCUCCAGCAUGACAAGUUCUCCGUCCCCAAUCUCAUCAAAAUUCGCCGAGAAGUCGCUGCCGCUGCUCUGAAGCACGUCAGUGCUCCGCCAUCACUAGCUAAUCCUGGCCCCAAUCCCGUCCCAGGAGAGCCUCCCGCUCUUCCGACGCUCACCGUCAUCCGGACUUCUCUGUUCGGCGUCGCGCUGCGGGACUUUGCACCCAUCGAUGCGGCCGCGAGUGACGAUAUCGCACGUACCGUAAAGAGGGGGCUCAUGGUCCUCACACUGCCCAAUUUGAACCCGCCGCAGUUGAACGCCAUCCUGCGCGCACUGGACCGCGCCGUGCCGAAGAAGAGGGCGCCGAUGGCCGCAGAGCUCGCAGAGAAGGCCAAGCAGAAGAACGCGGAUCCGCCGAAUCCUGGACGACGCAUCAAGCGCUCGCGGCCUGUGCACUCACCUGAGCUCGCGGUGAUGGGAGCCUUGAUCGAGGGGAGGGUGUUCAAGACGGACGGGGUUGCAAAUGUUGCAAAGCUGCCAACGCUGGACACGUUGAGGGCGCAGAUCAUUGGACUGUUAAGUAGUCCGGCGACACAGCUUGCGGGGGUCCUCAGCCAGGCCAGCGGAGGAAAGCUAGCGAGAACUCUAGAGGGAUUGAAGAAGGGAUUGGAG